Lachancea dasiensis is the source of this 3198-nucleotide messenger RNA. The record is from the annotation of a GenBank genome assembly. Lineage: Eukaryota; Fungi; Ascomycota; Saccharomycetes; Saccharomycetales; Saccharomycetaceae.
AUGGGUAUCAUUCGCCGCAGGUCUAAAAACUCUCGACUCACUUUGAAAGUACACGCAAUUCAGGCCCACAAUGUAACAAUUGAGAAAUCCGGGUGUAAUCCGAUAUGUCUGGCACUGAGUAAUGGCGCCUUCAGCCGAACUGCUAAGCAGAAAAACACAAGUUCUCCGACAUGGAACCAAGUACUGAAAUUGAAGCUGCCACAGAAGCCCACGUCCCAAUAUCUGAGGGUGGUGGUCUACGACGUUCUUAACAAUGCUGUGGAUAAAUCAGCAUCUGAGAAUAUCCAGGUGCAAUAUGAAGAAUCGCACAAUUUUGACGUUUCGAGCAGGUAUCUAUACUUAGGGGAAAUCAGUCUUUCGCUGCGAGACCUCUUUCGUCGCAAAGACCAACCCACCAGCUACAAAUUUAGUAGCACGACUGCUUGGUAUCCACUGUUCAAUAGAAACACGCUAAAGUUUCAUCACUAUGACAUGCGCAAUGCUCCACCAUCUUUAGCAAUUGGUGAGAUCCAGCUGGCCAUUUCUUUAACGUGCAUGCGAGGGACAAGUUUGAUUAAGGCAUUUAAUGAUUGGCAAACUGCUUUGGUGAUAUCAGAGGACUCUUCGACAAAAGUUAAACACAACAUUAAUGCAUCUAAGGGGAGUUUCUCAGAGCUACCUUCGAGCUCGGCUACCGUCAAAUCUAGCGAUGAAGGUUCUUAUGGUAAUUAUGUAAAUGGGGAAGAUGAUGACGAUGUCACCGAUUUUGAAGAAAUUGUACAAGAGGAACCCGAACAUGAUCAAGAUCUAGAGCAACCAGAUCCUGAUAGCGAUUUUAUUUCUUUGAGACAUCUUGUCGAAGAGUUUGGUGAAGACGACGAGAUCGAGGACAUAAGCUCCACAGAAGAUGAGUUAGAUGGAACCUCCCAGCUGAAUUUGGCAAAGAUGGCGACCGCUCUAGACGAAUACGAUGUGACAAUGCUUCAAUCUGACAAUGAUUUCCCCUCCGAGCAUUCUCAACUGGAGAAUUCUCCAGCUAUUGUAGAAUCUAUCGAUGUUAAGAAAGAGGAGGAUACAUAUUCAAGUGAUGGGAAUCACAGCAAAUAUCUUUCUCUGAUCAAAGCCCCAAGGAGAAGGCCACAUCGUGCUCGCCAGCGCAAAGUGGCACCCACAAACUUUGAGCUUUCGAAGGAAGGCCAUGCCGAUGGUGUGGCAUUCAUGGAUAUUGAAAAUAUUGAAGACCUUCCAACCCUGAAAAACAAGUUUUCCAAAACCUAUCUGAUGGAUCCAUUUGUUGUAAUAACAUUCGGUCGCAGAGUAUUCAAAACAUCAUGGAAGAAACAUACAUUAAAUCCAGUCUACAAUGAACGGCUGGCCUUUGAGAUGUUUUCUAAUGAGUCCAACUUUGAUUUCCAUUUUCGAGUCAUUGAUAAGGACUCUUUUUCAUACCAUGACAAUGUUGCCAGUGCCGAUAUUUCCUGGAGAGAUAUUGUGCUGAAACAAGAAAAUGACAGUGAAGAGGAAUGGACCCCAGUCAGGGUUCCAUUGCAUUUCAGUGAAUCGAUCGACUCCACAGAUUCUAAUCCCGUGCUAAAUAUCAAAUUCAAGUUCAUCACAUACUCAGAACUAAAGAAACAUUUUUGGGAGAGAGCACUUCAAAAGCUAUCCAAUCUGGAGUCAUUUGAUGUUGUAGAUGUGAAUCUUUUAAUGGAGAAGCUGGGUACGUUUUCCAAUGAUGAUAUUGAUGAAUUUUUCCACUUCUUCAAAAAAUCACCUUGGUCGCAGGACAAACUAAGCAGGGAGCAAGUAGUGACCUAUUUGCGGUCUGCAAAUACCUUUACAGGCUUCAAGGCAUUAAAGAGAUGUCCACUAUGCGCUCGCCGCUGUAAGAGCACAAGAAAUACUACCAAUUCUAAGCUGAUCCUAGAGAAUGACUUAAUCACGCAUUUGUCCAUUUGCUCCUCAAAGGGUAGUAAGAAAAGGAUGCUCAAGCCUUCAUAUGUGUCGUCCGCUUUUGCAACUAAAAGGUGGUUUUCUAAAUUUCUAAUCAAGCUCACCUAUGGGAAAUAUGCUUUGGGCUCCAAUAACGCUAAUAUUUUGGUUCAAGAUAGAGAUUCAGGAAUUGUUUUGGAGGAAAAGAUCAGUGCACAUGUGAGGCUAGGGAUUCGGGUCAUCUACAAUGCCAAGGGAAAGGAGUCAAAGAAAUUCAAAAAUUUACUCAAAAAUUUGUCGGUAAAGCAAGGUAAAAAGUUUGAUAGCCCUGCCUCGGUAAGACAAAUUGUGCCCUUUAUCAAGUUUCAUUCAUUAGAUAUCUCUGAAUGUGAAGAGACGGUUUAUCAAACUUUUAACGAGUUUUUUUACAGAAAGCUCAAACCUGGCAGCCGUGCUCCGGAAGUCGCGGAGCCUGAGAUACUGUUGUCUCCAGCAGACUGUAGAAGCACGGUGUUUUCCAGCAUAAAAACAUCAACGGAAAUUUGGAUUAAGGGAAGAAACUUCUCACUCGGAAAACUUACCGGGGGGUAUCAUCCGGAGAUUUUUAAUGACGCUUCUUGUAGCAUUGGUAUUUUUCGUCUUGCUCCUCAGGAUUAUCAUCGCUUCCAUUCUCCGUGCAACGGUUUGAUCGGUAAACCAAUGGAAAUAUCAGGAGAAUAUUACACAGUCAAUCCAAUGGCUGUAAGAACAGAGCUGGACGUUUUUGGCGAGAACGUAAGGCUGGUGCUUCCAAUCCACUCCAAAGAGUUCGGGACUGUUUUAUUUAUAGCAGUUGGAGCAAUGAUGGUUGGCUCGAUUCUUCUGACCUGCGGAGAAGGCGAUUCGAUAGAGAGAGGGCAAGAGCUUGGCUACUUCAAAUUUGGCGGCUCUACCAUUUUGCUGGUCAUUCCCUCACAAAAUGUCCAAUUCGACACAGAUUUGUUGCUGAACUCUAGUGAGCGUAUUGAAACCUUGGUUAAGGUUGGUAUGAGCAUCGGACAUACCCCUUCUGUGAAAGAACAUAAACGUGAAAAGCAUUUACCAUCAAAGCAAGAAGAUAUUGACAGAAUCAAACGAACGAUUUCAGUGUCGGAUAAUGCUGCUGACCAGCUAAAAAAUGUAAGCUGGGAAUUCCGCGAAUUGCAAAGGAGCUGCGAGAGCCGGCAAAACUCUGAUGAUGUAGAAGAACUGACUGAUCCUACUGACGCCGUCAACGAUCUCGACCUGUCCAGCAUUAUUUCCAUCUAG